AUUGCCCUCAUCUGCCUGCGAGCCGGGCGCAAACACACAAGCGCUAUUUCCUUUCAUUGCACUUCAAUCUUUGGCCUUUUCAUGUCACGAGCGUUCGUUUGGUUUUUCUCAUUAACACGUUUUUGUUGAAGUGUAAGUAAGUAAAGAAAACAAAAACAAUCAAACGAAAGGGAUUUAUAUUCUGGGAUAUUUAAUACUAUAGUCGGAUGAUUGCGAGUGGAACCUGUCUGGAUGCGAAUUAAACACAAAUACCAUUUACACGUGAAUGUGAAAUUCAAAAUAACCAGAUUUAUGUAGGUUUAGAGAAUUUUUAGCCUCUUUUAGCGAUGUACCAGGUCCUGAAUCAGUUUGAUUCCAGUUAAAGAAUCUCUCAGGUUCCACAAACUUAUAGUUGUCUAGUUAUAUCGUUGUCUAGUUAUAUUGUUGUCUAGUUAUACAGUUGUCUAGUUAUAUAGAUGUCUAGUUAUAUAAGUGUCUAGUUAUAUAGUUGUCUGGUUAUACAGUUGUCUAGUUAUAUAGAUGUCUAGUUACAUAGCUGUCCAGUUAUAUAAGUGUCUAGUUAUAUAGUUGUCUAGUUAUAUAGCUGUCCAGUUAUAUAGUUGUCCAAAUAUACAGUUGUCUAGUUAUAUCGUUGUCUAGUUAUAUCGUCGUCUAGUUAUAUAGUUGUCUAGUUAUAUUGUUGUCUAGUUAUACAGUUGUCUAGUUAUAUAGAUGUCUAGUUAUAUAGCUGCCCAGUUAUAUAAGUGUCUAGUUAUAUAGUUGUCUAGUUAUAUAGCUGUCCAGUUAUAUAGUUGUCCAAUUAUACAGUUGUCUAGUUAUAUCUCUGUCUAGUUAUAUAGUCGUCUAGUUAUAUAGUUGUCUAGUUAUACAGUUGUCUAGUUAUAUAGAUGUCUAGUUAUAUAGCUGUCCAGUUAUAUAGUUGUCCAGUUAUAUAGUUGUCUAGUUAUACAGUUGUCUAGUUAUAUAGUUGUCCAGUUAUAUAGUUGUCUAGUUAUACAGUUGUCUAGUUAUAUAGAUGUCUAGUUAUAUAGUUGUCCAGUUAUAUAGUUGUCUAGUUAUGCAUUGUCUAGUUAUAUAGUUGUCUAGUUAUGUAGUUGUCUAGUUAUACAGUUGUCUAGUUAUUUAGUUGUCUAGUUAUAUAGUUCUCUGGUUAUAUAGUUCUGUAGUUAUAGUGGAAUUGGAAUAAUGGGAACUGAGCUGUAGCGCUGCUCUGUCUAUAAAUCAUUUCCCAGUCUCACAGCUAUUGGGAAGUGGCAUUUAACUAAACUGUGCGCGACUCUAGGUGCAACUUUGUGGCAUUCUGCUUCUCUGAUCGCCUGCUACAGUAGAGGAAGAGCCCCGUUUGGGAUCCACUCCCCUGGCCAUGUUGGCCGCCACCUGUAACAAGAUCGGCAGCCCCAGCCCUUCCCCGUCCUCCCUGUCUGACGCCUCGGCCUCAUUCGUGAAGGGCUUUCACCCAUGGAAACGCUCAUCCUCCGCUUCCAGCAGCUGCACUCUGGCUUCAGGAUCUCUCUCCGGCUUCAGCGUUGGGGGAUCGUCCAGAAGCGCAAACGGAUCUUCAUCCUCCAGCGCCGCAGCGGCGGCGGCUGCUGCAGCUGCGGCUGCCGCGGCGGCUGCCCUAGUUUCGGACUCUUUCAGCUAUGGCGGCUCUUCCGGGUCCAGCGCCUUCUCACUCACUUCUGGAGGAAACGGCGGUAGCGGAGGCUGCGGAGGGAGCAGCGGAUCAAUGUCAGCCGCCUCCCCUUUUGCUAACGAGUACUCUGUAUUCCCGGUAAGCGGGGGGUCGCAAGAGGCAGCGGCGGCAGCUGCAGCAGCUGCGGCAGCCGCUUCUCAUCAUCAGCCGGUGUUCCUGUCCAAGGUUCACGCUUCAGUAGACGGACUGCAGAGUAUUUACCCCCGGGUGGGAAUGGCGCACCCCUACGAGUCUUGGUUCAAACCCUCUCACCCCGGGGAAGUGAGUGCGGCCGGAGGGGCCUCCAGUUGGUGGGAAGUUGGAGCCGGCUGGAUCGAUGUGCAAAGUCCAGGGGCCGGUGCCGCUCUCCAUUCAGGAUCUCUGCAGGGCUCCCUGCACUCCCCUCUGGGGGGAUAUGGUACGGACUACGGCGCAGCCGGCCUGGGACACUUCAGUACUGGAGGCGGCGGUAGUGCAGGAAGCGGAGGGGGAGCGGCCGGGCCAGGGAGCGGUGGAGGAGGCCCGGCCAGUCACUUACUGAGCCCUGGAGGGCAGCACCUGAUGGAUGGAUUUAAACCUGUCAUUGGACCUUGUUCGUACCCUGACCCAUCCUCCUCCCCUUUAUCUGCGGGCUCCAUGCUGGCACCUACCGGGCCAUUGGGGGGGUCCCCGCGCUCCUCAGCUCGGCGCUACUCGGGCAGAGCCACCUGUGACUGCCCCAACUGCCAUGAAGCCGAGAGGCUGGGUCCCGCCGGGGCCAGUCUGAGAAGGAAAGGCUUGCACAGCUGUCACAUCCCAGGCUGCGGCAAAGUCUACGGUAAAACGUCGCAUCUAAAAGCGCACUUGCGCUGGCACACCGGGGAGCGGCCCUUUGUCUGCAACUGGCUUUUCUGCGGCAAGAGAUUCACUCGCUCAGACGAGCUGCAGAGGCACCUGCGCACCCACACCGGGGAGAAGCGCUUCGCCUGCCCUGUCUGCAACAAACGAUUCAUGCGCAGCGACCACCUCAGCAAACACGUCAAGACGCACAGUGCCGGGCCAGGAAGCGCAGGCUCCACGGGGCCAGGAAGCGGCAGCAAGAAGGGCAGCGACACCGACAGCGAACACAGCCCCUCCACCAGCCCCCCCUGCCACUCCCCGGACCUCCUGCACCCCCCUGACCGCAAUGGCUUAGAGUAAACCCCGGACACUCAGUGUAAGGCACGGACACGCCACUAACUCGCAUUGUCCCCCGCAGCUUGACUCUUUUCUUGCACAAAUGAGCCCCACUUAGCACAUCAAAAGUCGUUUGAAAGGAUUUGUCCAAAAAUGUGGAAGCUAAUUCCCCCCCUACUCCCUGCUUUGUUGAAGUGGACAAGAAGGUAACUAAUAAGGACAAGUGCUCUGAACUGGUGGUGGUGGGUGUGAGUGUGGGUGCUGCUGGGUGGCAGGGUGGGUGCCCAUUGCUGUGCCCACUGAACUGCUUGAUUCAUUUCCAGGCUUCCCUAGAACCCAGGUUUUAAUGGAGACUGGAAAUACUCCAGACAUUAAGUUCUUACAUUGUGUGUGGCCUGUGGAGCAAGUUCUGUGAAAUGGUUAAGCUGCGAUUCUGUCGCCCAAUAAAUUCCCUGUCCCAAGCAGGAGCAGCUAUAGUGAUUGUUGGCAUUAGUCAAAACAGAAACGUCCCAUGUAAAAUGCACUUCAUUCUUCAGCGAGAGAAACCUGUAAAUACUUUCCCCAGUAGCUUCACUCUUUAACCCUGUGAGUGCCAGAGGUAGCUGCUCAAUGAUACUGUCCGGCCUUGGGCAGCUGAUACAUUUCCAUUUGAGUUAAGAAUUUUACUCCUUUCUGUCUCUGUUCAGACACACUGGGAUGUUCCUAAAUAGGACUAAAAAAUGUUGUUUGACUGGUCAUUCAAUUUUCCUUCUGUCGGCCCCAUUCAUAUCCAAACUGAGAAUGUCCCCUUUUAUUAUCACACUUCCCAUUUGUUCAGGCUCACACCUACAGUAAUUCGUUUUUUUUUUGGUUAACAUUUUGGAAAAAUAAUUACCCCCCCCCCCCUUCCCAGUUUCUUUGUCCUGGGCACAGAUUUUUAUUUUGUGCAAGUUCUAGCCCAGCAAACGGUUCUAUCAAAUUAAAUUAUAAAGAAUGAGCAAAGGAAAUAAUCUAAUAGCUGUGGAAAUUCGUUUCUUUUAAAGGCUUCCGACAAAACGUGAGAUGAAUUGUGGAGGCCACGUGUAUAGUAUUUUUCUUGUACAUAAAUCGCAGUAAAUAUUUGAAAACAAAUUAUAUAUAUAUAUAUAUAUAAAGAAGAGCAACAGUUUUCUUUUUGUCACACCAACAACAACGAAAUACAUCGAGUUAUCGUUACAGCUAACUGAAGGUUUUUUAAGGAGGGGUUAAAUUGUCCCUUGAAGUGUUUUUGAGACAAAAAAGGCAUUUUUAGUUUUGCUUGAAUAUGAAUUUAGAUAGGAAUUGGGGGGAAAAUGCCAAGCGAUGUUGAUUAAUGUUGAAUGCCAUUUUAUUUAAUGGAGCAUGUUCUUUGCAAAAUUCUGGUAGAGCUAAACAGUCCUCCUCUGAUUUCAUUACAAGUGAGUACCCCAAACACUCACAUUUUAAUUAUACUGUAGGUGGCCUGUGUAUUUCUUGAAAACAUUAAAAAAAAUAAAAUAAAAUAACAAUGAUAAAAAAAAUGAAUGUUUGAUAGCCUCUGACAGGAAGAUAUUCAUAGUUUGCAGAAGCUGCAGACUUUUUUUUUCUCUUCUUGUAAUGUUGAAAUAAUUUGGAUAUUUCACAUUGAAAUGAACAAAAAAAAAGCCUUUCGCUGGGACGUUUUAGAUUGCAUUAUAAAUGCAUGAAAUGUAAUUGGUUUUAUUUGUAAUAUUUUAAAAUAAUGGUAUUAAUAAACUCUGGAAAAAAAAGAA
Messenger RNA from Xenopus laevis (African clawed frog), 4575 nucleotides. It is a transcript of the gene sp8.S, whose product is annotated as Sp8 transcription factor S homeolog. Gene Ontology annotation, cellular component: nucleus. NCBI's taxonomy places the organism in Eukaryota, Metazoa, Chordata, Amphibia, Anura, Pipidae. The transcript is spliced from 2 exons. Gene Ontology annotation, molecular function: RNA polymerase II cis-regulatory region sequence-specific DNA binding; DNA-binding transcription factor activity, RNA polymerase II-specific. Gene Ontology annotation, biological process: regulation of transcription by RNA polymerase II. The record is from RefSeq and is a predicted model, not a curated record. Bases 1364 to 2851 code for a protein of 495 amino acids.